AUGGAGUCCAAUUCCGUAGCUCGAGAGUUAGUCGACGUGGUGGUCAUUGGUGCAGGUCUGAGUGGUCUCUGCACGGCUUUGAAUAUCCAAGCCGCAGGCUUCUCCUGUGCAGUGGUUGAAGCUACUGACCGAGUUGGGGGGAAGACGCUCACUCUACCUUCGAAGAAGAAUGGUCCCGGUGUCAAUGACCUCAGUGGCGCUUGGAUUAAUGAUACUACACAAAGUGAGAUGUUCAAACUCGUUCAGCAUUAUGGUGUUCAGACAGAAAUCCAGAUGGACAGAGGGAACAACGUCUGGGUGCAUGAUGAUGGGGUCACUUCAUCAUUUUCCAACUAA
Messenger RNA from Penicillium pulvis, 336 nucleotides. RefSeq names its product flavin-containing amine oxidase. Gene Ontology annotation, molecular function: oxidoreductase activity. NCBI's taxonomy places the organism in Eukaryota, Fungi, Ascomycota, Eurotiomycetes, Eurotiales, Aspergillaceae. The transcript has a single exon. Bases 1 to 336 code for a protein of 111 amino acids. The record is from RefSeq and is a predicted model, not a curated record.